AAUUUUCGAUGACAAAAACGGGUUUCAUUCGAUUUCGAAUCGAUCAAAAUUAAUAUUAAUCGAAAAUGAGCGUUUCCUUCCCGGAAAAAAGAAGAACUUGAUGCUGAGAGUGAUCCAAGCGGAGCCAAACGCUUUUUUAGAGCGUUCGACAGGGAUCUAAAGAAGAAAAGAAAUCCGAAAGCGUCUACUACAAAUGUAUGUGAAUCGACUCCUGCAACAAUCGAUCUGGUUACUCCACCUGCAUCACCACGUCGGUCUGAUUCGUAUAUGCAGUUUCCUUCAAAUUCUCGAGAGCUCGAUGAGCCGAGAUCCACUGACGAUAUCCCGGAAUGCGAUUCAAUAGCCAAUUCUACUCAGGAAACAAGCUUGGAUACAACAGAUUCCAUGGCAAAUACUGAAAGAUUUUUUGAUUUUUAUCCAGCUGUAUUUCGCCGCACAGUCCUUCGCAAUGCGCCGCACGGCUUUUUGCAAUGCGCCGCACGCUUCUUCGUAUUUAUUUAUUUAUUUUUCCAACAGGAAAUUUCGAACGGAAUUCAAUUAAAAACGGAUUUUUAAUGGAAAUUAAUUAGUUUUAUUCGAGCUAAAUACGGAUAUUUUCAGAAUUUUCGAUGACAAAAACGGGUUUCAAUCGAUUUCGAAUCGAUCAAAAUUAAUAUUAAUCGAAAAUGAGCGUUUCCUUCCCGGAAAAAGAAGAACUUGAUGCUGAGAGUGAUCCAGGCGGAGCCAAACGAUUAAAAUGAUAGAAGUGA
Molecule: messenger RNA, 749 nt
Organism: Caenorhabditis elegans
Lineage: Eukaryota; Metazoa; Nematoda; Chromadorea; Rhabditida; Rhabditidae
Source: the annotation of a RefSeq genome assembly